AUGGCGGCGGCGCAAGGUGACGAGCCUGUGGUUGUCAAGAUGCCAGUGCACGCCCCGCCGCUAUGCAAGACGGUGCCGUACUACCGCCAGGACUACAAGCACAUUUCUUGGUUCCGCCGUGUGUACUGGGUCCUUUGCUUGGCAGUGGCCUACGGCGGCCUUUUCUUUCCAUGGCUCGGCCUUGUCCUGGUGCCCAUCAUGUCAGGUCUCACUCUGUUGGGCUUCUUUCGGGGCCGUGAGUGGUGCGGUAACUUCUGCGAUCGUGGCGCUCUCAUGGACGGCCCCCUCCGCAUGAUCCAUGCGAAGCUCUUCGCGCUGCCCUUGAUCCGAAGGGCCCCCGACACCGUGGGCCAAAUCCCGGAGGUGCUCAAACACCCGGCAGUCAGGUUGCUGGUCUUCGCCAUCCUCAUUACGUUCUUCGUGUCUCGCGUGAUCAUGGCGUGUGUGGAAUGCCAGGAUUUCGAAGGCCCGGACUUCUGGAAGAAGAUCGCAAUGAUUGGCUCGCGGAUGUGGCUAAUUUCUGUUUCGAUGGUCAUCGGCAUGGGGAUUCUUUUCGGCCCGCGCUCAUUCUGCUACGUGUGCCCAAUGGGAACCUGGCAAAUUGCGAUGCACUGGAUCCAUCACAAGAUCUUCGGCAAGAACUCGAACAAGUGUGAACCCCUAAUCACACUGGUUGAUCCAGAUGCUUGUCUCAAAUGCGGGCAGUGCACACGAGUGUGCCCUAUGCAGCUGGACGUUCACAACGAGUUUGACGAGAUGGGCCAGCUGCGCAACGUAGACUGCAUCAAGUGCGGCUCCUGUGUGUGGUAUUGCGCCCAACAGAUCCUCGAGUUCCGUGCGCCCAACGUCAACGAGCACCCGAACCCACGCAGCUCCCCGAAUGUGCCAGCUCCUGCGAAGCAGGCCACGCUGGUGGACAUCGAGGAUUUGAGUGGCGACACCCGGAAGUUUAAAUUCCGAACGCUCGACGGGCAGGGCCUGGCAGGUGGCAAGGCAGGUCAGUAUGCGCUGGUACAGGUGGACCAGAAGCGCAACGUCUACCGCGGGUAUACCAUUUCCUCAGCUGACCCCUCGAAGGAGCCCCUCGAGGUCACUGUGAAAUUGGACAAGAAGGGCUAUGGGACUCCUCGUCUCUUCAACUUGCAGCCGGGCGCUGGCGUGAUGGUCGUGCCCAACCUGGGCGAAGACUUCAUUCCAACAGAGGAGAAGGUCAAGGACCAUGUCCUCUUGAUGGCCAGCGGGGUUGGGAUUACGCCCUUCCGAUCCAUCGCGCACGAGCUUUUGGAGCGGCGAGGGCACGCCGGCAAAGUGCACCUACUCUACUCGGUGCACGGUGAGGAGGACGUCGUGUACGCAGACGAGUGGGAAGACCUUGCGGCAAAGUACCCGAACUUUGAGGUCACCAUCCUCACGCGGCACCCGCCGGCACAGAACGCCAAGUACGAGAGGGGCAACGUGUGGGAGCGCAUCCCCAAGCUGGGGGACCCCGACCGCAGCUGCGCCUUCCUUUGCGGUACCAGCACCAUGGUGAAGAAGUCCGUGGCUGCCCUGCAGGAUGCAGGCAUGCCGAGAGAGAACAUCAUCGUGGAGAACUUUGCAAAGCAGCACAGCAGGAAGGUCGGCAUCGCGUACCAACGCGACGCACCAGUUUGGCUCCGGUGCAACCCCAAGUACAGAACGAAGGUCGAAUGA
This is a messenger RNA of Symbiodinium sp. CCMP2592, 1692 nucleotides long. NCBI's taxonomy places the organism in Eukaryota, Dinophyceae, Suessiales, Symbiodiniaceae. The record is from the annotation of a GenBank genome assembly.